AUGGAAUCUUCAAGAAGGUUAUCUUCAUUAGUUGAAGUUUUUUUUUAUUAUUUACAGGAUUCUGUUUUUACUUUCAUUUUCAUCUUUUGCUGCCAACUUUGUUUUUUGUUGGUUUAUUGCUUAUCUAAUUUUUUUCUUCUAUUUCGCUCUGUUUGUCUCUUGUUUCAUACUCUUUCUCUGCCUUUUCCUUGCUUUCUCUCUCUUUCUCUGCCUUUUGUUGUUUUCUCUCUCUUUCUCUGCCUUUUGUUGUUUUCUCUCUCUUUCUCUGCCUUUUGUUGCUUUCUCUCUCUUUCUCUGCCUUUUGUUGCUUUCUCUCUCUUUCUCUGCCUUUUGUUGUUUUCUCUCUCUUUCUCUCUCUCUCUCUCUGCCUUUUGUUGCUUUCUCUCUCUUUCUCUCUCUUUCUCUGCCUUUUGUUGCUUUCUCUCUCUUUCUCUGCCUUUUGUUGCUUUCUCUCUCUUUCUCUGCCUUUUGUUGCUUUCUCUCUCUUUCUCUGCCUUUUGUUGCUUUCUCUCUCUUUCUCUGCCUUUUUUGUUGCUUUCUCUCUCUUUCUCUGCCUUUUGUUGCUUUCUCUCUCUUUCUCUGCCUUUUGUUGCUUUCUCUCUCUUUCUCUGCCUUUUGUUGCUUUCUCUCUCUUUCUCUGCCUUUUGUUGCUUUCUCUCUCUUUCUCUGCCUUUUGUUGCUUUCUCUCUCUUUCUCUCUGCCUUUUGUUGUUUUCUCUCUCUUUCUCUCUCUCUCUCUGCCUUUUGUUGCUUUCCCUUUCUUUCUCUGCAUUUUGUUGUUUUCUCUCUCUUUCUUUCUCUCUGCCUUUUGUUGCUUUCCCUUUCUUUCUCUACCUUUUGUUGUUUUCUCUCUCUUUCUCUCUCUCUGCCUUUUGUUGCUUUCCCUUUCUUUCUCUGCAUUUUGUUGUUUUCUCUCUCUUUCUCUGCCAAUUGUUGUUUUCUCUCUCUUUCACUGCCUUUUGUUGCUUUCUCUCUUUCUCUCUCUUUCUCUGCCUUUUGUUGUUUUCUCUCUCUUUCUCUGCCUUUUUGUUGCUUUCUCUCUCUUUCUCUGCCUUUUUUGUUGCUUUCUCUCUCUUUCUCUGCCUUUUGUUGCUUUCUCUCUCUUUCUCUGCCUUUUGUUGCUUUCUCUCUCUUUCUCUGCCAAUUGUUGCUUUCUCUCUCUUUCACUGCCUUUUGUUGCUUUCUCUCUCUUUCUCUGCCUUUUGUUGUUUUCUCUCUCUUUCACUGCCUUUUGUUGCUUUCUCUCUCUUUCUCUGCCUUUUGUUGCUUUCUCUCUCUUUCUCUGCCUUUUGUUGCUUUCUCUCUCUUUCUCUGCCUUUUGUUGCUUUCUCUCUCUUUCUCUGCCAAUUUUGUUUCUCUCUUUUCACUGCCUUUUGUUGCUUUCUCUCUUUUCUCUGCCUUUUGUUGUUUUCUCUCUUUUCCUGCCUUUUGUUGUUUUCUCUCUCUUUCUCUGCCUUUUGUUGUUUUCUCUCUCUUUCACUGCCUUUUGUUGCUUUCUCUCUCUGUUUCUUUCAUGUUUUCUCACUUUAACUUUUUGUAUCUCUUUUGCUGUUUUACAUUCUUUCUAAUUCUCUCUUGUUUUCACAUUUUCAUUCUCUCUUGUUCAUCACUCUUUGUCUUGUUGCUUUCACUUUCACUCUCUUGUUGCGUUCACUUUCUCUCUCUUGUUGUUUUCACUUUUUCUCUCUUGUUGUUUUCACUUUCUCUCUCUUGUUGUUUUCACUUUCUCUCUCUUGUUGUUUUCACUUUCUCUCUCUUGUUGUUUUCACUUUCUCUCUCUUGUUUUUCCAAACUUUCACUCUCUCUCUCUUGUUUUUCCAAACUUUCACUCUCUCUCUCUUGUUUUUCCAAACUUUCACUCUCUCUCUCUCCCUCUUGUUUUUCCAAACUUUCACUCUCUCUCUCUCCCUUUUGUUUUUCCAAACUUUCACUCUCUCUCCCUCUUGUUUUUCCAAAUAUUCACUCUCUCUCUCUUGUUUUUCCAAAUAUUCACUCUCUCUCUCUUGUUUUUCCAAAUAUUCACUCUCUCUCUCUUGUUUUUCUAAACUUUCACUCUCUCUCUCUUGUUUUUCCAAACAUUCACUCUCUCUCUCUCGUUUUUCCAAACUUUCACUCUCUCUCUCGUUUUUCCAAACUUUCACUUUCUCUCUCUCUCGUUUUUCCAAACUUUCACUCUCUCUCUCUCUCUUGUUUUUCCAAACUUUCACUCUCUCUCUCUCUUGUUUUUCCAAACUUUCACUCUCUCUCUCUCUUGUUUUUCCAAACUUUCACUCUCUCUCUCUCUUGUUUUUCCAAACUUUCACUCUCUCUCUUGUUUUUCCAAACUUUCCUCUCUCUCUCUUUUUUCCCUCUCUCUCUCCCCUCUUGUUUUUCCAAACUUUCCUCUCUCUCUCUCCUUUUGUUUUCCAAACUUUCACUCUCUCUCCCUCUUGUUUUUCCAAAUAUUCACUCUCUCUCUCUCUCUUUGUUUUUCCAAAUAUUCCUCUCUCUCUCUUGUUUUUCUAAACUUUCCUCUCUCUCUCUGUUUUUCCAAACUUUCCUCUCUCUCUCUUGUUUUCCAAACUUUCCUCUCUCUCUCUCUUUUUUUCCAAACUUUCCUCUCUCUCUCUCUUUUUUUCCAAACUUUCACUCUCUCUCUCUCUUUUUUUUUCAAACUUUCCUCUCUCUCUCUCUCUUGUUUUCCAAACUUUCACUCUCUCUCUCUCUUGUUUUCCAAACUUUCCUCUCUCUCUCUCUUGUUUUUCCAAACUUUCACUCUCUCUCUCUCUUUUUUUCCAAACUUUCACUCUCUCUCUCUUGUUUUUCCAAACUUUCCUCUCUCUCUCUCUCUUGUUUUUCCAAACUUUCACUCUCUCUCACUCUCUCUCUUGUUUUUCCAAACUUUCACUCUCUCUCUCUUGUUUUUCCAAACUUUUACUCUCUCUCUCUCUCUCUCUCUCUCUUGUUUUCUAAACUUUCACUCGCUCUCUCUCUCUCUCUCUUGUUUUUCCAAACUUUCACUCUCGCUCUUUCUCUUGUUUUUCUAAAUAUUCACUCUCUCUCUCUCUUGUUUUUCUAA
This is a messenger RNA of Acanthosepion pharaonis, 3057 nucleotides long. NCBI's taxonomy places the organism in Eukaryota, Metazoa, Mollusca, Cephalopoda, Sepiida, Sepiidae. The record is from the annotation of a GenBank genome assembly.